AAAACAUGUUGCCCGACCUUGUGUAGUGUUUUUAGUGCUGCACGUGUCUUAUUCUAACAUUUUUUGAACAUAACAAGUGUGCACACAACGUCUGCAAAUGGGUAAAUUUCGCUCGAAGUUGAAACGCCAUGGCAAGGGCAAGAACUGGAGCAAGGGCCAGUCAGCCGUAUCGAAUCCGGACCAAAUGAAACAUCGCUUAAAAGCAAAGUCGCGUUUCUUUCAGCCAAAUUUGAAUCUGGCUGCAUCGGGCUCUGCCAAUGGACUCACCAUGGAGGCCGUGCACAAACACGAACAGCGUCAGGCGUACAAUGCGGAGACGACAACUGUCAACGAUGUGGCCGGCAGUUUGAUGUCCUUUACGCUGGACGAUGAUGAUGGCAUGUCGGGCACUGGCAUCGGCAACGGCACACAGCCCGCCGGCACAUUCAAGACCUUUCAGACAUUUGCCUCGAACUACACCAGCUGCAGCAACAUGAGUUUCAAGAAACUGCUCACCGGCUUUCGGGCAUCCUCCGAUUUGCACAAGGAGAUGCUGGCCAUUUUGAGCGCAUUGACGGAAAUAAUACGUGAACGUGGCGGCAACGAAUCAUCCACCGAAUACUUUCUGCUCCUCGUCAGUCAAAUCGAAGCAGCCACAGAAGAGCGCGACAUCAUUGCCGGCGUUGCGCUCCUCUCGAUGGGCAUCAAGUCUGUGCCAGCACCAGUGCUGCGCAAACGAUUCGAUAAGACAGCGGCCACAAUUCAGCAGCUGCUGCAGCGUUUCAUUGAUUCCAGCAGUCAAUCUGUUAUACGCUAUCUGAUUGGCUGCUUGUCGGUGCUGUUGCGCGCCCAGGACUAUGUGACCUGGUCCUACAGUUCCACAUUUCAGUACUUUGAUGCGCUGCUCGCUUUCAGCAUUCACUCUAGACCCAAAAUACGUAGGGCAGCACAACAUGCGGUCGUCUCUAUCAUUCAUGGCAGCUGCUUCAUGAUGCCACCACAACCAGUUGCUAACGACGAGGAUGAUGAUGAUGAUAAUGAUAAAGAUAGUGAUAAGAAUAAAGAGCAGCAGACGCAGCAGCAUCAACAGCCAAAGAGCCAUCCGGCCAGCAGUCGUGUGACGAAAUUCUGUUUGGCCCAAUUCAAGCCGGAGGUGCUGGCUAAUCAACAGACGACCGUAUUGCAUACGUUGGCCUUGCUCAAGGAUACGCUGGCCGGCUUUCGCACUGAGGACAUACGCAACGUUUGUGAGCAUUUGCUGUCCAUAAUGACAGCGGCGAAUGUGCUUGUCCGGACCAAUUGCUUUCAAGCGCUGCAUGCUCUCUUUCUCACGCGCAGCUCGAAUUUGAAUGCAACGUUGUGCGCCAAACUACUGGCAGCCAUACACGAGUAUCGUCCUGAUCGCAGCGAUGUCCGUCAAACGCUUGCCUGGAUCACGGUGCUCAAGGAGGGCCAUCUACAUUUGGCCACGCUACAGCUCGAUUUGUGUAUGCAGGCGCUGCCACGACUCUUUGAUGUGUGCACCACCGAUCUGUGGAUGUCGGAGCGCGGCGAACUUGUUGUCGGUGUGUCCAAUUGCAUUAAGGAGCUGCUGCAGGAUUGUGUGGCGCGUGCCUGUGCCACCGAGCAACUGGCCGAUCAGCAUCGUCAAUCGGUUACACGCAUUAUUGGCUCACUGCACAAGGUGCUCAAUGCACCGUUCGGCGAGAUCUCCAAAUAUGUUAUACUCAUAUUCUCCAUUGUCUUCGAGGCAUGCGGCAGACACUUUGGAGCGGAGCUGAAUCCAUCGCUGGCGACAAUUGGUAAACGCUAUGAGAGCCAGGGCGCGUUACGUCUGCAGAUUGAGCACACACUGAUUAGUGCCAUUAAGGCGCUGGGGCCGGAGCUGGUGCUGAGAGCGAUACCUUUGAACGAGUCUGGCGGCGGUGUGUGCUUGGAGCGCUCCUGGCUCUUGCCGCUGAUGCGUGAGGGCGCCAAUGGGGCGAGCCUGCAGUUUUUCAAGGAGUAUGUAGUCCCACUGGUACUGAAUAGUUUGGCCAAUUGGCGCAAGUAUGGCACCGAGGAGAAGGACAGCAACAAGGCACAUAUCUACGAGCUAUUGUGCUGCCAACUGUGGGGUCUGUUUCCGGGCUUCUGUCGCCAGCCCCGCGAUCCGGAAUAUUUGCGCAAUUUGGCGCCAACAUUGGGCGAUGCCCUGCAAAACAAUCCCGAGUUUCGUGCACCCAUCUACGAUGGCCUGCUCGAGCUGCUCGACGAGAGUCAGAGUGAUGAAUGCCAUGCGGCAAUUGGCCAAUAUGCACGUAAUUUUCUGCCGCGUCUCUUCAACAUCUACAUACAGAAACCAACCGGCAGCUAUGAGGCCGAUCAGCGUAAACGUGCUCUCGACGUCAUACGUCUAUAUAUAGCGCGUGCGCCGGCCGAUGUUCAGGCGCAGCUCUUCGAGAGCGCCCAGAGUAUGUUGGCGGGCAGCGCUUUGGCCAGUUUCGAGUACGAUGCCUACUUUGACAUCAAUGCGGCAAUUGUGCGCGUUCAAAAAUGUCGCGGCAUCGAGGCAUAUUUCGAGAAAUAUAUGGCGCCUGUGUUACGCAACGAUAAGUCCAAGCUGGUCGCCCGCGAUGAGCAAAAGAUGAAGAAACAACAGCGCAAGACCUACGAGUUGCUGCGAGAGCUGAUGACUUCCGAUCAGCCCUCAUGCCAGAAGUUUACGCGCAAAAAUUGCCUGGCAUUACAGCAGAUACUAUUGGAGGCCUUCAACACUACGUGCAGCGUCUGUCAGGCAUCACGUCUGCAUUGUCUCAAAUCGCUGCUGGACUGCCGCAGCAAUUUGGCGUACAACGAUCAGCUGGUAAUGAAGGCCAUACCGGAGGCAGUGCUCAAUUAUAAGGAGUUCUCGACGCGCAAGGAGCAGGUGGCCGAACAUCUAAUCAAACUGAUUGCCAAUCUGUAUCAGGAGGCGGGCAAAAUCAAUGAAUUUGUUGACAUCCUGACCGCCGGCUUCACCGGCGAUGAAUCGCUGAUAACCAACACAAUUCUCGCCUUUCGUGCGGUGCUGCAGCAACAGGGCCAAUAUCUAACAGUGAGCACAUUGGAGUUUGUGCUGCAACAGGUAUCUGUGUUUCUGGUGCAGAAGUCACGACACCAGGCCGAAGCAGCCGUCGCCUUUCUCAUCACAUUCAUCAAGGUGAUGCCCAUACCUCUGGUGGCCAAUCACCUGGAGACGAUUAUGCGUUCGCUAUCGGCGAUGACAAAGGACACGAAACGCUAUUGUCGCAUACAAAUUGGCUACUUCCUAAAGAAGCUGUGCAAACGCUUCACCACAGAGGAACUGGCACGCUUUGUGCCUGGCGACGAUGAGGUCACGCAUCGCCGGCUCAAAAAGAUACGCAAGCAGAUGCGACGCGACACUCGCAAAAAACAAAGCGAGGAGGCACAGGCAGAGAGCUCCGACGAGGAGCUGGUCGGUGAUCUCGAGCAGAAGACCUACACCAUCGAUGACAUUUUGGCCGAUUCGGAUUCCGAUUUGCCAGAGGAUAUGGAGGAAAUGGACGAGGAUGGCUCGGCGACCAAGAAACGUGCAGCCAAAUCAAAAUCAAAGUCCAAGCAAGCGCGCAGCACGUACAUACGUGAGGAUGCCGAUGAGAUUGUCGACUUGGCCGAUCUCAAGUCCAUUGGCAAUGUGCUCACAAGUGGCUCGGCUACUGCAACUGCCACGGCAAGCGGUAAACCGCAGUCCAAAGCCAAGCCACAGCUGGUCAAUGGUGGCUUCAAGACGGCCGACGAUGGUCGUCUUAUCAUUAGCGAUAAGGCGCUACGAGGUCAGGGAAAAAAUAAUGAUGAUGAUGAUGGCUCCGAUAGCGAAGACGCAUCGGUGGAUAGCGGUCAUGAGCCAGGUAAUAAUGGCAAUGCCAAGCGUGGCAUGGAGGAUGACUCCAGCGAUGAGGAGGAACUGCAUCAGGCAACUAGCGCCAAGCGCAAGCGUCAGUCUAGCGAUGCAUUAAGCAUGCGCUCGGGCAAAACGAAUGCCAGCACACGCAAGGGAAUACAUCGUCCUCUUGGUGGCGCCGCAACACCAGCCACAGCCACUGAUGCCAUGUCUAUGAAAUCCGGCGGCGGCGGAGGUGGACACUCAAAGCAAGCGGGCAGCGAGUACAGCAGCAAAAAGGCCAAGGGCGACAUGAAGCAGCGCGGCAAACUGGAUCCCUACGCCUACAUACCGCUCACAAGGAAUACCCUAAACAAGCGCAAACGUGCCAUGAACUCACGCAAAUUCAAGAGCGUUGUCCGCGGCGCUGGAUCUGGAGCUGGCGACACAUCAACAGGCGGUGGAACAUCACGUGGUCGUGGCCGUGUUGGCAAGAGCUACAAGUAGUGCGACGGCAAUUAAGCGGCAUCAUAAAGAUAAUUUGGAUAACUACUUUGUAUAAUUUGCUGUUAUUUUGCUUAACUAUAUAUAUAUAUUAACUAUAUAUAUAAAUAUGUUUAUAUGCUGUAUAAACUUAAAUGAAUGUUUGCGCAUGCACAAUUGUAACUGGGGAUUGUAACUCGAUGAACCUGAAUAUAUAAACAUAAUAUAUGCAAGAUGUAUUCUAUGAA
Molecule: messenger RNA, 4572 nt
Organism: Drosophila grimshawi
Lineage: Eukaryota; Metazoa; Arthropoda; Insecta; Diptera; Drosophilidae
Product: RRP12-like protein
Exons: 10
Coding region: 98-4348 (1416 amino acids)
Source: RefSeq, a predicted model, not a curated record